Labrus mixtus (cuckoo wrasse) is the source of this 4504-nucleotide messenger RNA. RefSeq names its product NACHT, LRR and PYD domains-containing protein 4-like. Bases 243 to 3533 code for a protein of 1096 amino acids. The record is from RefSeq and is a predicted model, not a curated record. Gene Ontology annotation, molecular function: protein binding. NCBI's taxonomy places the organism in Eukaryota, Metazoa, Chordata, Actinopteri, Labriformes, Labridae. The transcript is spliced from 11 exons.
AAGUAAUGACGCGAUUGUCUCGAGUCGAGGCGCUUCCUUGUUUUUCCUCUCACUUCAAAACUUGCACGCAGCUUCUAUUCUCCGGGAAAGCUUGAGCUCUUAAACAACUUGCUGUUUUAUCUUUGUUUGAGUGGAAACGGUGUGAAUAUUGAGUGAAGGAUAGAAACCCUCCGUCAGAGGAAGACCACGUCAGACACUCACCUGUCCAGGAAUGUUGAUCUGUGAGACCACGAGGAUCCAACAUGAGUCCGCCACAUUUAAUUAAGAGACAACGGUCGUUAAGAAACAUGAUCUUCCAAAGACCAGACUCCCCUGAUCCUGGACUCAGCUGUGUGUCCUUCAGGAGUAAAAUGUCCAUGGACGAUCCAAUCCAGUUUCAAAAGACCCUCUGUGGUCCAGAGCACAGGAUCAAACAGAAACCUGAACCUGGACCUGAACCUGGAUCAAAGAUGAGCUGUGUGUGCCUCCGAGACGACGAGUCGAAGGCUGAGCCUAUAAUGUUUAAGGAUGGAGUCUCCUCUCUGCAAGAAGUCGACCUGCAGAGCUCAGAUGUUACCUGCAGUCAUUCUGCCCAGCAGCAGCAGCCAACAGACCUGGACUCCAUAUUUAUGAUGUUGGAGGAGAACAUGGUCACUUUUGUGAAGAACGAGCUGAAGAAAUUCCAGAGAGUUCUGAGUUCAGAUUACCCAGAGUUCUCAGAGAGUCCGUCCGAGGAUGAGCAUCUGAUGGGCGGCGAGGAUAAAGAGCAGAGGAGGAGGAUCAGAGAGACGUUUCUAAGGAUGACAGUUGACUUUAUGAGGGGAAUGAAGCAUGAGGAGCUGGCUGACCGUCUGCAGAGCAAAUCUCCUGCCAUGUGCCGACUUAACCUCAAAUCUAAUCUGAAGAAGAAGUUCCAGUGUGUGUUUGAGGGGAUUGCUAAAGCAGGUAACCCAACCUUGCUGAAUCAGAUCUACACGGAGCUCUACAUCACACAGGGAAGGACUGGAGAGGUCAAUGAUGAACACGAGAUCAGACAGAUUGAAACAGCAUCCAAGAAAGCUGUAAAAUUGGAAACCAAAAUCAGGUGUGAAGACAUCUAUAAACACUCACCUGAAAGAACUACACCAAUCAGAAGAGUGAUGACAACGGGAGUGGCUGGCAUCGGGAAAACGGUCUUAACACAGAAGUUCACUCUGGACUGGGCUGAAGACAAAGCCAACCAGGACGUACAGUUCACAUUUCCAUUCACUUUCAGAGAGCUGAAUAUGCUGAAAGAGAAAACGUUCAGCUUGGUGGAACUUGUUCAUCACUUCUUUCCUGAAACCAAAGAAGCAGGAAUCUGCAGGUUUGAAGAGUUCCAGGUUGUGUUCAUCUUUGACGGUCUGGAUGAGUGUCGACUUCCUCUGGACUUUAAAAAGAACAAGUUCCUGACUGAUGUCACAGAGUCCACCUCAGUAGAUGUGCUGCUGACAAACCUCAUCAACGGGAACCUGCUUCCCUCUGCUCGCCUCUGGAUAACCACACGACCUGCAGCAGCCAAUCAGAUCCCUCCUGAGUGUGUUGACAUGGUGACAGAGGUCAGAGGUUUCAAUGACCCACAGAAAGAGGUGUACUUCAGGAAGAGAUUUAGAGAUGAAAAACUAGCCAGCAGAAUUAUCUCUCACAUCAAGACAUCCCGAAGCCUCCACAUCAUGUGCCACAUCCCAGUCUUCUGCUGGAUCACUGCUACAGUUCUGGAGGAUGUUCUGAAAGCCAAAGAUGGAGGAGAGCUGCCCAAGACCCUGACUGAGAUGUACAUCUACUUCCUGGUGGUCCAGUCCAAACGGAGGAACAUCAAGUAUGAUGGAGGAGAUACAGAUUCACACUGGAAUAAAAAGAGCAGGAAGAUGAUUGAGUCUCUGGGAAAACUGGCUUUUGAGCAGCUACAGAAAGGAAACAUAACCUUCUAUGAAUCCGACCUGACAGAGAGUGGCAUCGAUAUCAGAGCAGCCUCAGUGUACUCAGGAGUGUUCACACAGAUCUUUAAAGAGGAGAGCGGACUGUACCAGAACAAGCUGUUCUGCUUUAUCCAUCUGAGUAUUCAAGAGUUUCUGGCUGCUCUUCAUGUCCAUCUGACCUUCACCAAUUCUGGAGUCAAUCUGAUGUCAGAAGAACCAUCAACCUCGACAAAAUUCUACCAGAGUGCUGUGGACAAGGCCUUUAAGAGUCCAAAUGGACACCUGGACUUGUUCCUGCGCUUCCUCUUGGGACUUUCACUGCAGACCAAUCAGACUCUCCUGAGAGGUCUGCUGACACCAACAGCAAGUAGUUCACAGACUGGUCAGGACAAAGUCCAGUACAUCAAGGAGAAGAUUGAAGAGGACCCCAGUCCAGAAAAAAGCAUCAACCUGUUCCACUGUCUGAAUGAGCUUAAGGACCAUUCUCUAGUGGAGGAGAUCCAGCAGUACCUUAGAUCUGGUAGCCUCGCUACUGACCAGCUCUCUUCUGCUCAGUGGUCAGCUCUGGUCUUCAUCUUACUGUCAUCAGAAAAAGAUCUGGACGUGUUUGACCUGAAGAAAUACUCUGCUUCAGAGGAGGCUCUUCUGAAGCUGCUGCCAGUGGUCAAAGCAUCCAAGAAAGUCUUACUGAGCGGUUGUAACCUCUCUGGAAGAAGCUGUGAAGCUAUGUCUUCAGUCCUCAGUUCCAAGACCUCCAGUCUAAGAGAGCUGGACCUGAGUAACAACGACCUGCAGGAUUCAGGUGUCAAGAUGCUUUUAACCGGUUUGGAGAGUCCAAACUGUUCACUGGAAACUCUGAGGUUGUCAGGAUGUCUGAUCACAGAGGAAGGCUGUGCAUCUCUGGCCUCGUCUCUGAGCUCCGACCACUCCCAUCUCAGAGAACUGGACCUGGGGUACAAUAAUCCAGGAGACUCAGGAGUGAAGCUGUCCGCUGUGCUGGAGGAUCCCCAAUGGAGUCUGGACACUCUCAUAUUAAACCCCAGCGGGGUAGAGUGGUUGAGACCAGGUGUGAGGAAGUAUUUCUGUGAACUCACACUGGAUCCCAACACGGCCCACAAAUUCCUCAAACUGUCUGAAAACAACAAAAAGGUGACUGAUCUGAGAAAGGAGCACCCGUAUCUUGAUCACCCAGAGAGAUUUGACUACUGGCCUCAGGUGCUGUGUGAACAGGGUCUGACUGGUCGCUGUUACUGGGAGGUUGAGUGGGUUGGAAAGGUUUACAUCGCGCUGAGUUACAGUGGCAUUGCAAGAAAGGGAGACAGCGAUGGCUCUAAGUUUGGAGGUAAUGAUCAAUCCUGGAGUCUGACCUGCACUGACGGAGUAUACAACGCCUGGCACAAUAACAGCGGGACACUCAUCCCGCUUCCCUCGUCCUCCGUCUCCCACAGAGUAGGAGUUUAUGUGGACUGUCCUGCUGGGACUCUGUCGUUUUACAGAGUCUCCUCUGACACCCUGACCCACCUCCACACCUUCAACACUACAUUCACUGCACCUCUUUAUGCUGGGUUUGGGUACGGGGUGAAGUUUAACGCUUCAGCUUAUCUGUGCCAGCCUUAGACCAUCUGUGAGAGUGAUAGCUUCCAGACUGUUUGAUUGUUACAGUCUGGGUCAGUGGGCUGUUAAAAUCAGAUGUUUUCUAUGGAGCCUCAACCAAAGUAUUUGCUUCCCAUAGCUGCUAGCCUUUGCACUUUUCUCUCUAAAGUCUGUAAACGCCUCCACCCAGGAUCCAUCCAACCGCCAAACACUUUAAGCUGCUGUUUGGCAUCGGUGUUAUUUCAGGGACAAGAGCGCAAGACAGUUCAUGUCUGCACUGAAAUGAUUUCACUAUUACCCGAUGAGUUGUUCUGUUUGUAAGUUCAGUCUGUGUUGUUCAACCACUCUAAAUCUUUGCUGGCCUGCUCAUGGCUCGAGUCAUGGGUAGCAGCUUCAACAUGAUGCAUUCUUGUCUAAGGGAAAGAACAAUAAUACUUGUGAGCCAUUCUUGAAGAAGAAGAAGAUAUGCUUGGAAGUAGCAUACCAAACUUAAUAAGACAGCAGUAUGUAGAUGACUUCAGUAUCAAAAGCACAUAUAUGACUGAGAAUGUGCCAAUGGAAACUCUGGUUUACUGCAGGGCUUUAGAAAACAUCUGGCACUCUUCACAGAACUGUACUACUAUUUCAGUGUUUAUUUAAAAAUAUGUAUUUUCUUAUUGUUUGGUAAUAUAUUAAUGAAUGUAAAUACAGCAGUAUCUUGCCUUAAUGACAGAAGAGUGUCAACUUUUUGUUUGUCUGCCAACCGACCACUGGAAUGUUAAUUUUAAAAUGGAGUGCCCCCAAAUGGUCAGACUGAUUAACCACAACACUCCAUAUUGUUAGAAUAACUUGAAUCGACUGUAUACAGGCUGCGUGUGAAUGAAAGUGUAUUGUAAUUAAAGUUCAGACUAGUUGUUGUCAAGUCUGUCCAUGUGAUGCAUGCAUCUUUACUCUGACUGCAUUUGUGAAGUAUUUAACAUUAUUUAAAUAAAUGUGUAUAAUGAUUCAUGCAGUUA